This is a messenger RNA of Myripristis murdjan (pinecone soldierfish), 4080 nucleotides long. Its product is annotated as NACHT, LRR and PYD domains-containing protein 3-like. Bases 10 to 3417 code for a protein of 1135 amino acids. Lineage: Eukaryota; Metazoa; Chordata; Actinopteri; Holocentriformes; Holocentridae. Gene Ontology annotation, molecular function: protein binding. The transcript is spliced from 11 exons. The record is from RefSeq and is a predicted model, not a curated record.
GCUCUGAAGAUGGCAGUGGAGAUUCUGAGGCAGAUGAGCAGGAAUGAUCUGUUGGAGAAAAUUCAAGCAGAGUCCAUGACAGGAGAUAUCAGCGCCAGGCCAAAGAAAAGAUCAGUUUCCUCUUUUCAAUCGCCGGCUGCCUCUUCCCAUCUUAACAUCCAUGCUCAGACAGGAGGCCAGGUUAUUGCCCCAGCAAUCACUGGCUGUUGUAUUGAGGGAGCUGUUAAUAUCCAGGUUACUCUGACCUCUCCGGAAAAGGGUGUUUCAGAUGAAGAUGUUGCUGUCUAUCAACGCACACUCCAGUCUUACCUACAGGACAAAUUUAAGUGCAUUCGUGAGGGUUUGCCAAAGCAAGGGAAAAGGACACUCCUCAAUGAGAUCUAUACAGAACUGUACAUCACAGAGGGAGACAGUGGAGAGGUCAACAUUGAACAUGAGGUUAGACAGAUUGAAUUAGCGUGCAAAAGAAAACCAGUGAGACUUGAGACACCAAUCAAAUGUGUAGACAUUUUUAAACCUGCGCCUGGAGAAGACAUGCCACUCAGAACUGUCCUCACAAAGGGAGUCGCUGGUAUCGGAAAAACAUUCUGUGUCUGCAAGUUCACUCUGGACUGGACCAAAGGAGAAACUAACCAAGACAUCCAUUUCACUUUCCCUCUUCUCUUUCGUGAGCUGAAUCUGUUGAAGGGGGAGAAGUUUCGUUUUGUGGAGCUAGUUCAUAAAUGCAUCCGAGAAACUAAAUGCAUUAAGGAAGAGGCCCUGAAUCACAUCUUCACCCACUUGCAGAAUUCAGGAAACACAAACUAUUCCAAAGCCAAGUACAGAGUUGUGUUUAUCCUCGAUGGUCUGGAUGAGUGCCGACUUCAUCUAGACUACACCGAUCACGAAGCGAAGAGAUGUGAUGAUAUCACAGAGUCGAACUCAGUGGAUGUGCUGCUAUCAAACCUAAUCAAAGGGAAUCUGCUUCCUUCUGCUCGCCUCUGGAUAACUUCCCGACCUGCAGCCGUCAGUCAGAUUCCUGCUGAGUUUGUUGACAGAGUGACAGAAGUGAGAGGAUUCAGUGACUGUCAGAAGGAGGAGUACUUCAGAAAGAGAUUCAGUGACAAUGCAAGGUUGGCCAGCAGAGUCAUUUCACAUAUCAGGACGUCAAGGAGUCUCCACAUUAUGUGCCACAUCCCAGUUUUCUGUUGGAUCACUGCCACAGUCCUGGAGCAAAUGUUGAAAAAAGACAUGGAAGAGGAGAUGCCCAAAACCUUAACAGAGAUGUACACACACUUCCUUGAGUUUCAGCUGAUACAGAGCCACGUGAAGUACCAUGGUAGGGUUGAAAAGGUUGAGCACUGGGACACAGAAAGCAGUCAGAUCAUUCUGGCACUAGGAAAACUGGCUUUUGAACAGCUUGAGAGAGGAAAUCUGAUCUUCUAUGAAACAGACCUGAAAGAUUGUGGCAUUAAUGUCACAUCAGCCUCAAUCUAUUCAGGACUGUUCACAGAGAUCUUUAGAGAGGAGCGUGGGCUUCACCAAGUCAAAGCAGAUCAGGACAAGAUGUUCUGCUUUGUCCAUCUGAGUAUUCAGGAAUUUAUUGCUGCUCUUUAUGUGUUCCUCACUUUUGUAAACAGUGGUGUCAAUUUACUGACCAAGCAAGCAAUCUCAUCCCAAAUUAAACCAGUUGAAAAACCUCAGCCAAGCAUUUAUCAGAGUGCUGUAGACAAGGCCAUUCGAAGUCCAAAUGGACACCUUGACCUUUUCCUCCGUUUCUUACUUGGCCUGUCAUUAGAGUCAAACCAGACUUGCCUUCGAGGCCUGCUGACACAGUCUGGAACCAGCUCACAGAUGAAUAAAAAAUCAGCUGAAUACAUAAAGAACAUUAUCAGACAGGCUCCCUCUCCCGAGAGAUGCAUCAAUCUGUUCCACUGUCUGAAUGAACUUAAGGACAGGUCUCUAGUGGAGGAGAUCCAGGAGUACCUGAGAACAGGAAAGCUAUCCAGACAUGAUCUCUCCCCUGGUCAGUGGUCAGCUUUGGUCUUCGUCCUGCUGACAUCAGAAGAGGAGUUGGAUGUGUUUGACCUUAAGAAAUACUCGCCAUCAGAGCACGCUUUUCUAAGGCUGUUGCCAAUAUUCAAAACCUCCACAAUUGCAUUGCUGAGUGACUGCAGCCUCUCAGAGAAAAGCUGCGAAGCUUUGAAUUCAGUUCUUUGGUCUGAGUCUUCAAGCCUGAGAGAGCUGGAUCUAAGUAGCAAUGACCUGCAGGAUUCAGGAGUGAUGCUGCUGUCUGUUGGGCUACAGAGUCCUCACUGUGUAGUGGAGACUCUAAGGCUGGAUUGCUGUAACCUCUCAGAGAGAUGCUGUCAAGCUCUGGCCACGGUUCUGAGCUCCAACCCCUCAAGUCUGAGAAAACUGGACCUAAGCAACAACGACCUGAAGGAUUUAGGAGUGAUGCUGCUCUGUGAUGGACUAGGGAAUCCACACUGUGGACUGGAGGUUCUCAGGCUGAAUGAGUGUCAGCUGACACAUGAAUGCUGUGCAGCUCUGGCUUCAGUACUAAGCGCCAACUCCUCCAGCCUGAGGAAACUCGACAUGAGUAACAAUGACCUGCUGGAUAUAGGAGUUAAAUUACUCUGCACUGGGCUGGAGACACCACACUGUAGACUGGAUACUCUCAGACUUUCAGGUUGUCUGGUCACCACAGCGAGCUGCAUGCCUCUGACCAUGGCUAUCAGCACUUCCCAACUGAAAGAGCUUGAUCUGAGCUAUAAUCACCUGGGAGAUACAGCACUGCAGCUGCUCUCUCUUGCACAUUGGACCCCAUGCUUUAGACUGGAGACUCUAAGUGUUGACCAUUGCGGGGGUGCAUACUUAAAACCAGGACUAAAGAAAUAUGGCUGUAAACUCACACUGGACCCCACCACAGCAACCUGGCCCCUCCUCUUUGACGACACGUUCAGACUUGUAGCGUGUGAGAAAGAGGAGUCUGUGCCUUUUCGUACUCUCCCAGAGAAGCUACUUACGACAACACAGGUCCUAUGUAGACAGGGCCUGACUGAGCGCUGUUACUGGGAAGUAGCGUGGAAAGCGGGGGCUGGCGUCGGGCUGACGUACAGAAGUGUUGCCAGGAGAAGACUGGACGGUGGAGGCAAUGACUUUGAGUUGGGAAACAAUAAUAAGUCCUGGCUACUGCUCUGCGGUCCUGGCAGCUACAACGCCAGGCACAACAGGAAAACCACCAAGAUAUCUGUCAGCCCCUCUGGCUCCGACAGAGUAGGAGUGUACCUGGACUGGCAUGGCGGCACUGUGUCCUUCUACAAAGUUGCUCCAAACAAACUGACCCAGCUACAUACCUUCCACUCCACCUUCACUGAGCCCCUCUACCCUGGCUUUGUCUUCUGGGAGAAAGAUAACGCAGUGUAUCUAUGUUAAAGGUAGGCUCCAGUAGAGUGUUGAGAGCUGAGAGGGUAUACUGUGGCAGAUUUUGACAUUGGCGGGGACAUAAAAGUGCUCCAAGGCGGCGCCCCUGAAAGUUGAUGUUUUUUGCAUUUAUGACUGCAAUUUCACAUCAUGUACAGCUGAUCAAAUAAACAAGCAAACGAUCAUAAUCAGAAAAAAUAAAAACUAUUCAGGGAUUGACAUUAAUGUUUAUACUGCAUAUCUGAAUAUCUAUAAAGACUUCAAGUAUUUAAUAAUUCUGUAAUGUUGUAAGUUAAAGGCAAUUAAAGAAAGACAAGCAGGCAAUUUAACAAAGUUCUGAUUUAAACGCCCCAUGGGUGAACCAUUUAUACAGAUCAUCAUAACCCUAACAUUUGUCACAAUGCUGAAUCUAACUGUUAGCUCAAAGCCAAGGAACCCAAGUGUGAGAAGGGCUCAUGUGCCAUGUAGAUCCAAGAGUCUGCAGGUUUUCAUCCAGGCUCUUCAAAUAUGAGGAAAUGUGUCAAUGAGGAAGGAAAUAUUAAAAUGCCUUUAAUGUAGAAAUUACAGAUUGUGUAGAUUACAGAAACUUAACCAAAGGGAAACUUUUUGGAUCCAUCAGCUGCAUAUAUUAAAAUUGUCUCAAUGGGGAUAUAGGUUCUCUCUUUUUAUUUUCAA